Acyrthosiphon pisum (pea aphid) is the source of this 4319-nucleotide messenger RNA. RefSeq names its product glutamate receptor ionotropic, NMDA 3A. Gene Ontology annotation, molecular function: signaling receptor activity; ligand-gated monoatomic ion channel activity. Bases 306 to 3977 code for a protein of 1223 amino acids. Gene Ontology annotation, cellular component: membrane. Lineage: Eukaryota; Metazoa; Arthropoda; Insecta; Hemiptera; Aphididae. The transcript has 19 exons. The record is from RefSeq and is a predicted model, not a curated record. Gene Ontology annotation, biological process: monoatomic ion transport.
CGGCCGAUUCAUGUGCCGCCUGGCUACCGUGUGAUCUGGCCGCGUGUUCAUCCGCCGCCGCCGGACCGGUCACGAUCGUCUCCCCUUGGAUGCGAGUUGUUUUUCGUCUACGCAUAGCUGGGUGUCACCAUCAAAGUCGCUGUAUGGUCUUAAGAUGAUCCCAAGGUUUUUUGAUGAAUUGGACCUUUUGGAAUUGAGGACCACGGGUAGAUUAAUGAUGUUCUAAAUUUCAAGAGACUUUCAAGUUUUUACGGCUGUGUUUGUGACAUUUUUGCUGUUAGUGAAAUGGGAAGAUCUUACACAUUAUGUUGUUGAGGAAAAUGAAGUCAACAUUCGCGGCGAUGAUGACGGCGAUGACGCUGCUGCCGUUCGUCUUGUCACACAGCAACCACGUUUACGUUUCGGUGAUCCACGGCCACGACCAGGGUUCGUUGCUGCCCAGGACCAUGGACAGGGCGAUGCCGCCGUCGGUUCGGGUGCUGUACGCCGAGAUGCCGGCCAACAAGUUCAGCACGGGCGCCCUAGAAGCAGUGCUCGACCUGUGGGCGAACAAGACGAUCGUCGCGUGUCUGCUGCUCAUACCCGAACCAGUUGGCUCGAUGCCCGCGUUAACCGCUACCAACUACAGGAUACCCGUGCUCUGGCUCCCUUCGGUGCAGCGAAUAGACCAGGAACGCUGGAACGAGAUGGUGGUCAGGGUAUCGAUCACACCAUGGGAAUUGUUUUCCGCCCUCAGAUCAUUUUUGUUGCACACAGGAUGGCAUAAGUUUUACGUGUUACACUCGAUCACGAUCGACGAGAGCGUCAAGACGAUGCUGAGCAUUGCUCCGUUAAGUUACACGUCGGUGCCCAUAUCGUCGGACUCGUCCGACCUUAUGCUAUUCAGAUCUAUGGUGGAACUGUCGACUUCCGAGGCUUCUGUGGUGGUAGUGGUCGGCGACCGGGACUCGGCGCAAACUGUCUGGCGCCAGGCGGCCGCCCUCGGGCUGUUGCCUACCGGCAACGUGGCGUGGCUGUGGCUGGACAUCGGCAACACCGGCGGCGGCGGGUUCAACUCGACCGGAAAGAGGAAGGGCAACGUGCCGGUGGGAAUGCUGUCGCUGCGUCCCGUCGCACCACCGCAGGCGGACAAGCACACCGUCCGAGCGGCAGUGCGCGUGUUCGCCGAGUGCGUCAAGGACGUGAUGGCGGCCAGGUGCGAGGGCUGGACGCCCAAGGUGUCCAGGGUUGGGGACGCGUGCGUGGACGUUUUGCGGGGCCCCGAGUUCCCAGGUGAUCUGUACAGGCAACUCAGGAGUGCGGUGCACGACGUACUUUCCGGCCGGUCGAUUGGCCGCCGGGCCAAAGCCAACGCCGAGAAACCGGACCUCAGCCUCGCCGUCCGAUUUGACAUCAUGAAUUCGAUCGCUAGCAACCGACACGCACCAAAUGGCUAUACGAGGGCUUGGAAGAAAGUCGGCACCGUCGGUCCGUCCGGCACCGGUGGACAGUUGGUCAAGUUGGACUCGGUGGUGUGGGCCGGCGGGAAAAUGGUGCCGGCCGUCGGUCUUGGCAGACGGGCCGUGUACAGAGUGGUCACCGCCAUCGGACCACCGUUCGUCAUGCAUGCGCCCCUGCAACAGGAUCGCCAGUGUCUACGUGGUAUACAAUGUUACCAAAUGACGACGAGCAGCAAGGACAACAUAACCAUGAUAUUCAAGGACGUCAAGUUGGACGCAAACAAAAAGUCGCUGCCGGAGACGUAUUGCUGUUUUGGAUUGUCCAUAGACCUACUGGAAAAGAUGUCAAAAGACUUGGAAUUUGAUUUUCACCUGUACUUGGUUGCUGACGGCACGUUCGGAUCCCGGAAGCUCCAGUGGAAUGGAGUGGUCGGUGAACUCGUGUCCGGGACUGCACACAUGGCCUUCUGUCCGCUGAGCGUCACGUCUACGAGAUCGAAGUGGGUAGACUUUUCUACACCUUAUUUCUACAGUGGCGUUUCCCUGAUGAUCGCCCCAAAGAGAAAGACCAACGUGCCACUUCUGGCGUUCCUGUUGCCACUAAGCCCGAACCUGUGGAUCGCUAUAUUCGUGUCACUCCACGUAACAACAGUGGCAGUGGCGUUGUACGAAUGGUUCAGUCCGUUCGGGUUGAAUCCCUCUGGCAGGCAGAGAUCCAAGAAUUUCGGUAUGCCUUCGGCGUUGUGGGCGAUGUGGGGACUGCUCUGUGGCGCUCUCGUCAACUUUAAAGCACCGAAAUCGUGGCCAAACAAAUUUUUAAUUAACGUCUGGGGCGGAUUUUGCGUUAUAUUCGUGGCUAGUUACACUGCCAACAUCGCAGCUCUAAUUGCUUCGCUUCUAUUUCAAAACGCCGAUGUGGAUUACAACGAUCGAAAUAUGUUCUUGAUGAAAGUUGGAUCGGCUAAAUCGUCGUCUGCGGAGGUUUAUUUAAAAGACAAGAAUCCUGCUUUAUGGCAACACGUUCAAAAAUAUUCUGUUCCAGACACUGCGUCGGGCAUGCGAAUGUUAAGAAACGGUAGUUUGGACAUAUUUAUUGGUGACAAGCCUAUUUUGGACUAUUAUAGUGGGACCGAUCACGAUUGUAAACUCCAACCAUACGGAGAUCCACUUUAUGACGACGUUUACGCAGUGGGAAUGACCAAAAAUUUUGUCUUAAAGGAAAAGGUAUCUGCAGCUGUUUCGACGUAUACCAACAACGGUUUCAUGGAUAUCCUACAAAACAAAUGGUUCAGUGAUUUACCUUGCGUCAACCGUGAGCUGGAAACAUCGGAUAUAGGGCAACCGACACCAUUGGGCGUCGACGCAUUUUUAGGCGUUUUUCUCAUGUUGGGCUGUGGAAUACUGGCAGGCGCCGUUAUCCUUUGUUUAGAACAUGCCUUCUAUCACUACGCGUUGCCCAAACUUCGGCAGAAGCCACCAGAUUCGAUAUGGAGAAACCAAAAUAUGAUGUUUGUCAGUCAAAAACUCUACAAGUUCAUAAAUAGCGUAGAAUUAAUUUCGCCACAACACACGGCCAAAGAACUAGUACACACGCUAAGACAAGGGCAAAUCGCAUCGCUGUUUCAAAAAAGCGUACGGAGAGUGAGUUUGCCUUUUAUGCAUCCUCAACACGCACAGAAAGAGUUUGAGCGUAGAAAACGGAAAGGUCAAUUCUUCGAAGUUAUCGAAGAGAUCCGAAGAAUACAAAGGGAAGAGAGGGACAAUAAAAAACAAAACGUCAGGUUGACACUGUCGAACUCUCCGACCGCCGGCCUGUCUCCGAAGCGUACAACGGCGAAAUUUUUGUCACCGGCUAGGUUGAGCCUCGGCAGACGUUACAGCAAGCAGAGGUCGCGGAGCUCGGGGAACUUGAGCAUCCGCCGGUACAGCACGGACGUGGCUAGUUAUUCGGAGACCGUGGGCCGACGACUUAGCCAAGGGGCAUCCAACAGCCCUCCGGACUUCAACACGCGAAAACAACUAAUCAGACGGUCAUCGGGAAACCCCAGCCCGGCGGACUCCAGCAGGAUGAGCAUAUUUUCCGCGUCCGAACUGAUCGGGGCGAAACUCAGCAACAACAACUUGUACGUGGAAAACGAUCUGCCACGCAGCCCCAACCUCCUGUCACCUGGCGUAUUUUUUAGGUCGAGUUUUUCGUCGGACACGUCAUCGUCACGACCCGACUUGCAGGGCAUACAAUCGCGGAAGUCGAGCUACUCGCAGGGACCGCCCCGGGUGAUGAUCAACGGCGAACAGCAGCCGACCACCCGCCGCAAAUCGGACGACGAGCCGCCGGCCACACUGCCGCGGAUCGUGGAGGUGAAGCGGGCUCGCCGGUCCAGCGACGGACACCGGCCGACCAAGAACCGCAAGACCGUGGAGGUGUUCCGGUGGCUGAGACAAGCUCCCAAGACGGAGCUGGAGGCGCUGAGCAAGAUGUCCGAGGACGAGAUCAAGCACUGCAUAAUCCAAGCGCUCAAGGACAAGGACCCGACUUGAUUGCAAGUCGACGGCGCCGCCGGCGGCGGGGGCUGCGACGACGGUGACGACGACGACUACGACGCCGAAGACGUCGCGGUCCCGCCGCAGUUCGCGUGAACGCCGUCGUCGUCUACACAACUGGCCAGCAGUAGCGUCUAAUAUGAUUGUUAUGAUAAGAUACGUUAUAAAUUAAUAUAUAUCGUCAUGACGAUAUUGUGAUGAACGAAGAAAAAAAAAAUGCGCUCAUUGUUUUUGUUAUUACAUAUGUUUCUCUCUACGUUUGUUUGUUUCCUCCGAUAAUAUUAUUAUAAUGUAAUUAUUAUUACUAUUGAUAGUGUAAUAAUAUAAUUGUAUUGUACA